Molecule: messenger RNA, 5386 nt
Organism: Panthera uncia (snow leopard)
Lineage: Eukaryota; Metazoa; Chordata; Mammalia; Carnivora; Felidae
Gene: HSPA9
Product: heat shock protein family A (Hsp70) member 9
Exons: 20
Coding region: 63-2213 (716 amino acids)
Biological process (GO): protein refolding; cellular response to unfolded protein
Cellular component (GO): mitochondrion; cytoplasm
Molecular function (GO): ATP hydrolysis activity; ATP-dependent protein folding chaperone; misfolded protein binding
Source: RefSeq, a predicted model, not a curated record
AUCAGUCGCCGUCCUCCUUUCCUCCUCCCAGUCUGAGUUCCCACUCCCAUGAAGAGUGAGCUAUGGGAAAUGAUACAUGCUUUCUCCCUCUAGAAUGGUGCUGUUUCCUGUCCUGUGAUUGUCUGCAAGCCUUAGUCCUUGAACUCUCUAAACAGUGUUCUACCCUUCCUGGCCUUCAACAGUAUAGAAGACCAGCACUCAAAUACCUGAGGCAAUGGAAGAAAGCUGAAAAUGUAAAAAGUCUUCAAGGAAGGGAUGGCUGGAAUGGCCUUAGUCAUGAGGCUUUUAGAAUUGUUUCAAGGCGGGACUAUGCAUCAGAAGCAAUCAAGGGAGCAGUUGUUGGUAUUGAUUUGGGCACUACCAACUCUUGUGUGGCAGUUAUGGAAGGUAAACAAGCAAAGGUGCUAGAGAAUGCUGAAGGUGCCAGAACCACCCCUUCAGUCGUGGCCUUUACAGCAGAUGGUGAGCGACUUGUUGGCAUGCCAGCCAAGCGACAGGCUGUCACCAACCCAAACAACACAUUCUAUGCCACCAAGCGUCUCAUUGGCCGGCGAUAUGAUGACCCUGAAGUACAGAAAGACAUUAAAAAUGUGCCAUUUAAAAUUGUCCGUGCCUCCAAUGGAGAUGCCUGGGUCGAAGCUCAUGGAAAACUCUAUUCUCCAAGUCAGAUUGGAGCAUUUGUGUUGAUGAAAAUGAAAGAGACUGCAGAAAAUUACUUGGGGCAUACAGCAAAAAAUGCUGUGAUCACAGUUCCAGCUUAUUUCAAUGACUCCCAGAGACAGGCCACUAAAGAUGCUGGCCAGAUAUCUGGACUAAACGUGCUUCGGGUAAUUAAUGAACCUACAGCUGCUGCUCUGGCUUAUGGUCUAGACAAAUCAGAAGAUAAAAUAAUUGCUGUAUAUGAUUUAGGUGGUGGAACUUUUGAUAUUUCUAUCCUGGAAAUUCAGAAAGGAGUGUUUGAGGUGAAGUCUACCAAUGGAGACACGUUCUUAGGUGGUGAAGACUUUGACCAGGCCUUGCUGCGACACAUUGUGAGGGAGUUCAAGAGAGAGACGGGGGUUGAUUUGACCAAAGACAACAUGGCACUUCAGAGGGUUCGGGAAGCUGCUGAGAAGGCUAAGUGUGAACUCUCCUCAUCUGUGCAGACCGACAUCAAUUUGCCAUAUCUUACGAUGGAUGCUUCUGGACCCAAGCAUUUGAAUAUGAAGCUGACCCGGGCUCAAUUUGAAGGGAUUGUUACGGAUCUAAUCAAGAGGACAAUUGCCCCAUGUCAAAAAGCCAUGCAAGAUGCAGAAGUCAGCAAGAGUGACAUAGGAGAAGUGAUUCUUGUUGGUGGCAUGACUAGGAUGCCCAAGGUUCAGCAGACUGUACAAGAUCUCUUUGGCCGAGCCCCAAGCAAAGCAGUCAAUCCUGAUGAGGCUGUGGCCAUUGGAGCUGCCAUUCAGGGAGGUGUGUUAGCUGGUGAUGUCACAGAUGUGCUGCUCCUGGAUGUCACUCCCCUGUCUCUGGGUAUUGAGACUCUGGGAGGUGUUUUUACCAAACUUAUCAACAGAAACACCACUAUUCCAACCAAGAAAAGCCAGGUGUUUUCUACAGCUGCUGAUGGUCAGACUCAAGUGGAGAUUAAAGUGUGUCAGGGUGAGAGAGAGAUGGCUGGAGACAACAAACUUCUUGGACAGUUUACUUUGAUUGGAAUUCCCCCAGCCCCUCGUGGAGUCCCUCAGAUUGAAGUUACAUUUGACAUUGAUGCCAAUGGGAUUGUACAUGUUUCAGCCAAAGAUAAGGGCACAGGACGUGAGCAGCAGAUUGUGAUCCAGUCUUCUGGUGGGUUAAGCAAAGAUGAUAUUGAAAAUAUGGUUAAAAAUGCAGAAAAGUAUGCUGAGGAAGACCGACGAAAGAAGGAACGAGUUGAAGCAGUUAAUAUGGCUGAAGGAAUCAUUCAUGACACAGAAACAAAAAUGGAAGAAUUCAAGGACCAGUUGCCUGCUGAUGAAUGCAACAAGCUAAAAGAAGAGAUUUCCAAAAUGAGGGAACUUCUGGCUCGAAAAGACAGUGAAACGGGAGAAAACAUAAGGCAGGCAGCAUCUUCCCUUCAGCAAGCAUCACUGAAGCUCUUCGAAAUGGCAUACAAAAAGAUGGCAUCUGAGCGAGAAGGCUCUGGAAGUUCUGGCACUGGGGAACAAAAGGAAGAUCAAAAGGAGGAGAAACAGUAAUACCAAUAAACUUUGGAGUCAAAUUAUGACGCUUGGGAGUGAAGAAACUUCCUGAGCAGAAAUGGGCAAAUUUCAGUCUUUUACUGUGUUUUUGCAGUAUUCUAUAUAUAAUUUCCUUAAUAUGUAAAUUCAGCAACCAUUAGCUAAUGAUCAUUUAAUGAGAAUUCCAACCAUACAAAGUUCACAGUACUCUGUCCCUAGUUAAUUUUCAACUGCAUGUAAAGGGAGGGGAAGAUGAUUUAUUGAUCAUUAUAAAAACACUGUUUUGUGCUUUAGUAGCCAUAUUUUCAAGAGGUGAAACCAUCUCAAUAAAGAAGGUACUUACCCAUAAACCUGGAAUGCCCUCUCAGACCAUAUGGGGAUGAGAUCCUUCGAGUCAGUUGAAACUGCUAAACCAGCCUAUGUGUAUGAGGGAUUCUUCAACUGAGGCCUUGCAAGGCAAGCCAGCUGUGCCAUGUUGGGAGGUAGGGCAGGAGAAGGUAGAUCAAUGGGAAAAUAGAUGUUAAGUGCAGCUUUAAAAAAGGUAGUAGUAGGGCUCCCUAACUUUCCUAAGGCAUACUUUUCUAGCUACCUUCUGGCCUGUGUCUGGCACCUGUAUCCUUGAUUGCUUUUUUGAUCCAGUAUGGAUUUUUAAAAAUAAAUGAAAAGCAUCUUGAUCUCUUAUUUAUAAGAAGUGAGGUUCUGAGAUUUAGCUUCAGGAAAAGGACAUGAAUCGUAUUUCCCAAUUCCCUGACCUAAAGCCAUUCAACAAUCUUUUUGUCUAGCAUCGAAACUAGGGCUACUAUUUUCAGGUUGCAAGAAGCAUGUCCAAUAGUAAGCCCUAGGAUUUCAGUGGUUUGAUAACAUCAGGAACUGAUUAGUGCUAAGAUUCAUUUCCUAACCAGUGGUCUUCCAGCAGACUCCCCCCUCCUUUCAUGGAUUACUGCCCUCUACCAUGCCCAAAGGAAUGUCAGUUAAGAACAUGGGCUUAGACCUCAUCAGGUGUAAUACCUCCUUUUAUUUUGUGAUUAUCUAGAAGUGAAAUUCGUGUAUACUUAAGUCAAUAUGAUGUUCUAAUGUAGAUUGUUUAUACAACCACUACAUUCCUGGAAAAUUAAGUGUUCUUAACACCCAUGUAAACACUUCUGGGGAUUCAUUUGAAAAAUAAAUUCUAGGCUCAAGUUUUCAGCUACACGAAUACUUGGGAACCUUAUGGGAUUAUAUUCUUUGUGAAGGAUUGUUUUAUGGCAUAUUGGAAGAUACUUAGCACCUUUGUCAGCCCUUGCCCACUGAAUGCUUCUGGAGUCUCCUAAUCAUUGUGAUACUAAGCCCCUCAAGGACUUCUAAAGCACCCCUUAAGAACUAGUGGCUUUUUAUUAAAGAUUUAUCCUUGGCAUCAGGUUAAAGCAGUGCUUGAAAAGACACUGCCUCAGCUACCCCUUGUAUAUUGAACACCUAGAGCAGUAUUUCAAUUCCUACCAGUAAAACUGAUGGUGCAAACCUUCAAAGACAAAAGGUUUUUUAUUUUGCAAAUAGUCUCCUUUUUGUGGUGACAACUGCUUGAUAGGUUCCAAAAGAAACUUGUGGUUUCCCUUCCUAAGGGAUCUUACCAAUUAUCCUAAAUGUGCUUCUUAAUUAUCCUAAUGUGCUUCUUGCCUAAUCUAAAAAAGUCAAAUUUUAAUGACCAUCAAAGUACAUCCAGAACCACCUUAUCCACUUCUACCACUUAGUAUAAUUUACUAGUUGGAUUCUUCUAAGUAGUUUUCCCAACUUAAAAUCUCAUCUUUGCCAUUUUGGUGAUUUCCUGGAGUAGUCAGCAAUCAAAAAUCACAUGUGGCAUUCGUCAGGGGUUACAUUUCAUUUUAGCUAGGAAUAGUUACUUUGCCAUAUCUUUUUAGGACACUGCCAUUUUUGAAGAGUAUUGGCCAUUUCAUUUACAGAAUAGCCUUUGUUUGGAUUCACCUGAUGAUUUCCUUGAGUCCUGUACAUAUUACUGGUAGAAAGAAAGGCCACACAUGUAUUAGGUCUAUUAAUGCAUCAAUUACCAGGGAGACUAAGAUGCUGUGCUCCACACUUCAUUAUGAAGACACUUUCAAUAAGUAAUUUAUGGAUGUGGCUUAAUUUUAGAUAUAACCUAGAGAUUACAUAGCAAGAAAGAUAAAAGCAAAUUCUUCUAGAUGGUAUAUGAGAAGAUUAGAAGUGAAGAGACAGCCUAGACCUUGGAAAUACGCUGAUUCAGGCAAGGGCACUUCACUGUUUCACAGACACUUCAACUGACUCCAUAUAAGGGCUGUAUUUCUUUUUUGUCCUCUAGUUAUCAGGAUGGUAAAAUGGGUGAAAACUUCAGAUAGAAGAAACUAUAGGGUGACCUACAUUUGCUGUACAUCUGUGUACAGCAUGAAGGUAAUUUAGCAAUCCCAGAAAGAACCACUGAAAGCCAUUUCAGUUGAUCAGCAACAGUUGAGUAUCAGCAAUUUGAAAUGGUUAAACCUAAUACAAAGCACAAUCACCAACCCAUUUCUGCUGCAGCAGGUCAGGAAACCGAAAUCUUGACCCUAAAAAGGACAUUGCAGUUGAACCAACAUUCAAUAAUUCUGAACUUCAACUCAGAUCAGGAAACAAGCAAAUAAGAUGCUCUGCCCAAGGGCAUCUGGUUGGCUCAGUGGUGAAGCAUGGGACUCUCAAUCUCAGGGUCUUGAAUUCAAGCCCCACGCUGCAUGUGGAGCCUACUUUAAAAAAUUUUAAAGUUCCAUCUAAAUCACAGGCUCUUAGGUUCUUAGAGCACCUGUCCCAGAGGGUGGAAAUUUGGAACAACAGGGGAGUGGGGAGUCCACAUGAGCAAUUUCAGGUGGUCCAUAAAACAUAAAAUGCAAGACUAUUAAUUUUUCUGGAAAAAAGAGUCCAUUUAUUUACUGAUUUUUUUGAAGGAAUCUGACCAAAAGAGGAUUAAGAAACAUAGCUUUCCUAAAUGGCAACUGCCUCUACCUUCCUGGUGUAGCUUAAAUUCAAGUCCUACCCUCCUAGUCCCUGUCUACCUUGCUAUUUGCCAGUGCAUAUUAUGCCUUUUUAUUUCUCAAACAUCCUUGAUUUACUCUCUCCAUGAAGCCUUUCCCACUGAUGGUUUCACUUAGAAUUUUACUCUAACAUUUCAAUGUUUUCUAAAAGGAUUAUUUUGCGGUAUAUAACAAUAUCAU